This is a messenger RNA of Anopheles stephensi (Asian malaria mosquito), 3716 nucleotides long. RefSeq names its product growth factor receptor-bound protein 2 (gene drk). The coding region runs from base 925 to 1560 and encodes 211 amino acids. Lineage: Eukaryota; Metazoa; Arthropoda; Insecta; Diptera; Culicidae. Gene Ontology annotation, molecular function: protein binding. The record is from RefSeq and is a predicted model, not a curated record. The transcript has 5 exons.
GCUCGCUUCAGAAAAAAGCGACAACGUUCUCGUCCCGCUCGCCUUUUUCGUGUGUGUCUGUCUAUCGAGCCGUUUUUCGUUGCGUUGUGUUUUUCGGUCAGCGUUAGUUUCACCCGUGAGUGCAUUGUGAAUAAGUAGCAAUAUCGGCAACGGCACAGCCUACACUAAACCUAAUGAACGGUGUCUAUGUGAUGUCUGUUUUAGCUGCGUGUGUCAUCAUCAUCGUCGCCCCGUAAUUGCAGUGCAGUUUGUGGAGAAGAAAAAAAAAAUAAUUUAAAAAUAAGUUAUCCUUAGUAGGCCCCCGUCACCGAUUUGCUGGAAGUGCGUGUGUGAGUGUGCGUCUGUGUUAGUGGUGUUGUUUGUGUGAAACACACGUGCGUAGAUGCGUGCGUUUUUUUAAAUUGUGAAGCACAAGAAGAAGAAGCAACAACAUCGGCGAAGGGAAAGGGUGAAUUCUUCCCAAAACGGAAAGUGCGUUCAAGUGAAAGAAUGCAUUUUUAGUGUGUUAGUAGAUUGUUCCGUGUGCGCUAGUGUAUGUGUACGAAUGUUUACCGUGAAAUAGUGCGUGAGCUUUGUUGUGGUUCGGUGCCCAUCACGGUGUUGCUCGCGUCCAUGAAGCGACGGUGAUCGUCGAUCCGGUACAACCCAGCUGCAGUAAGGUUUCGGCGCCAGUGAUUUAAGGCUAUCGGCGGAAGCCCCUAUCAUAAGCCGUGCGUUUGUACAAUCGUAUCUAAGAAAAUCAACCAAAUCCGUUGUUUUGAUCCGCAUCCGGAACGAAGUACGGUGCCGUGUACGGGGUACCGUGGGAUAAGAAAGAAAGAAAGCAGCAGCGAUCAGCAGAGCGGGGUGCGGAGCAGAGUGCCACAAGAUUCACAUACUGAACGCAUAUACAUAUAGCUGGAAGGACCUCGCCACAGCCACAAAAUGGAAGCCGUCGCAAAGCAUGACUUUAACGCCACAGCGGAUGAUGAGCUGAGCUUCAGAAAGAGCCAAGUUUUAAAGAUUUUAAAUAUGGAAGACGACAUGAACUGGUACCGGGCAGAGCUAGAUGGCAAGGAAGGACUGAUACCUAGCAAUUACAUAGAAAUGAAAAAUCACGACUGGUACUACGGGCGCAUCACACGGGCGGACGCGGAAAAGCUGCUAUCGAACAAACACGAGGGAGCCUUUCUGAUACGGAUCAGUGAAUCGAGCCCCGGUGACUUUAGCCUGUCGGUCAAGUGCUCCGACGGUGUGCAACACUUCAAAGUGCUGCGAGAUGCACAGGGCAAGUUCUUCCUCUGGGUGGUGAAGUUCAACUCACUGAACGAGCUGGUCGACUACCACCGUACCGCUAGCGUGUCUCGAUCGCAGGACGUUAAAUUGCGCGAUAUGGUGCCAGAAGAGAUGUUGGUGCAGGCUUUGUACGACUUCGUAGCGCAAGAAUCCGGCGAACUGGACUUCCGACGAGGGGACGUCAUCACGGUGACGGAUCGUUCCGACGAGCAUUGGUGGAAUGGCGAGAUCGGCAACCGGAAAGGACUGUUUCCAGCAAUAUACGUAGCACCGUACCAUUCAUAAAAGUAUAAGUAUUUUACUCGCCUCCUGGCAAACCGACAUCGUACAUGCAUAUAUACCCUCACAUACACAUGCCAACCGUGUGCGGGAACCAUCAACGCAAAUUCGAUAUGCAAACCCCCGGGCGAACGAAGAAUCACACAUCAAACCCCGAAUGCGCCACCACCAAUGCGCUCAGUUUUAUAGUGCAGUUUAUACACGUUUGAAAGUAAACCCAGAAAAGGCAAACCGUUCGUGCAGAAUGAUUAUUGAAAGUAGCAAGACGAAGAAGAAGACGGGGGUCGGUUGGCGGCACCCGAUUGCCGACCACUUCCGGCUGGCCAGACUCUUUGCAACGCGGCGUAAGAUCGGCAGGGACAAUUGUAACAAUUCGAAAAGCGGAAAAUCGAACAGCUGUAUCCUUCCGUUCUGUCUAUCCCUCUCUCUCUCUACACUUACUCAACAUAACACCAUCAUUAUUUUACACGAGGCUGACAUUCGGACAGGAAUCACGCCGGCCACCCCAAAAUGGAACAUGUCUCCCCGCUAUAUAAAUAUUAUAUAUAUUUUUUAAAUGUGUAGCAAAAGGCUUGAGAACGGCAAAAGGCAAAAGGAAACACGCGAACGUACGCUCUGAACCGAAACCGAACGCAAUAGAAAACGUGCCAGGUAGAUGGAGAAACGAUUCGAAAUAUGAGCAAGGAAGGUAGUGUGGUGUAAUAUGCUAGUUGUAGAAAUCGGGCUAAUAUUGAGCGUUAAAAGUUAGGAUUACGGAUACCGGAAGCGAAGCGUUAGAAAUCUGUGUACCACCACAUCUCAUAAUAUCACGCAAAAUCAAAACGAGAUCAAAAUUCUACGCGAUUCGAACCUCGACUCGAAGAUGCGACAGAUGGAAUGUAAUAUUUUAUUGUUAGCAGUAGAAGUCGUUUGCCGUCGUUUGUGCGGGCGCCCAUAUUUCGAUCUGAAUCAACACCAUUGCGAAAACUCGUUCUCUCAUGCUUUUGGAUGCUUGGUGUAGAGGACACCUCCUGUUUUUGAACCCCUGUACCUUGUACGAUUUUUUUUUUUUUUGGAACUGCUCCUUUUGAUGAUGUUUUAAAGUCACAUGCCACGUGCUGUGUUGCUGGCCCACAGUCAAUUUUACACUCGCGGAACAGCUCUGGACUGAGGUCAGACUGGGGCGGUCUGGUGGGCGAGGUGAUAACGGCGCCGGUCUUCAUACGGCAGGACCGGUGUUCACAUCCCAUCCAGACCAGACCUCCUGCCUCCCCGUACGCAGGGUUGACUACUUUGCUACAGGUAAAGCCAAGUCAUAGGAAGCCAGAAAUGGCGGGUCCGGGACCUCUCGAGGCUAUAUUGCCAAUAUUGUACCUCCACCAUGGAUUUUUUUUAUAUGGGUUACUGCGGAUACAGAAUGGAAACGCGUGGGGAAGGUUGGCAAACAUAAAUCACAAUGCUAGGAAGAAAGCAUCCAAUUUACACGGUUCGUCAACCGGGGGCGGACUGAUCGCAAGCGUAUUUGCCAAACAGAGACGAUCAGGUUUUUGAAACUUUAGUUAAACUUAACACAAAACUACACAAUAUCCUUCCCAUAGAAGGGAAGUAGGCGUACGUACUCUCUCUUGGCUGGCGGGUGGUGGCGACUGAAGCACGGCGGCGGCGGCGGCCGGCGAAUCGGCGGAAGAAUAAAUGAAACCUCAAGCGAACCCCAUUUGUAUAAAGCAUAAGGUAAAACAAGAGAACAUAACAGCGCAUUUCUUCAGACAAGUGACAUAAUAAAAAGUUGAAAGAAGAACUCAAAAAUCAUACAACAAACCGAGCAUACCAGCCGGCGGCCACCACAGAACCUCGACGGAGCGCAAUGGAACGCGAAACAUGAGAGCGUAUCCCUGCAAACGGAUACGGAUGGCAAAAGGAUCGUACGUAUGUAUGAAUGUGUGUAUGUGUGUGUGUACGUGUGUCUCUUUUCGGGAUGCGCGAGACCAUAUACUAUCUAAUUAGCGAGGCCACAAAAAGAAACACACAACAAACGCUUGGAAGAAAAGAGGUAGAAAGAGGGCGAUGCUCGUAGCAGAGAGUGGGAGGGUAAGGGAAGGACGGAGGGACGGACUGACGAACCGGAAAAAAAACUAGUGGAGAAAGGUAGUAGUGAACAUGGAGGAGGAGGAGGAGGAGGAGGA